AUGACUGAGACGCGUCAAUUUGGCGAUCUUGCUACCCAGCUUGUCAUGGAAUCGCGGAGGUCGACCGCAACGGAUACCAUCAUGAAGUACAACGACAGUCUCGUCAGAUCAAUUGUUCGAGAGCAGCGCGAUCUCGAGAAACUCAUCGACAAUGGAGACAUCGUCUCACCAUCCAUGCUCAUCUACCAAACUGCGAUCGUACGAAACAAAAGAUGUCUGCUAGCAUAUCACAAACAUAGGAUGGAUAUACUGAGGGACAUGUACUGGGAGGUCGGAGGGGCCCUACCACAUAUGCUGAGCAACCAAGACCUUAGAAGCAAAUUGUCUCCACACGAGGUUGAUUUCCUAAGGCAGUACAACACCUCCAUCAUGGAGUAUCGUGCUGGCUUCUCCAACGAGCUUGACAUCACAGCAAGCAUUAUUCACCCUCCCAGAGAUCUCCACGUUUUGGUGAGAGUGGCAAGGGAUUGUGGAGUCAUUCAGACGGAACUAGGGAGCAUAGAUUUUCAAAAAGGACAGAGGUUUAUGGUGAGAAGAGCCGAUAUAGAGCAUUUGAUUGUCCAGGGAUACCUCGAGGAAGUUUAG
This is a messenger RNA of Serpula lacrymans var. lacrymans S7.9, 585 nucleotides long. RefSeq lists its product as uncharacterized. The coding region runs from base 1 to 585 and encodes 194 amino acids. Gene Ontology annotation, cellular component: GINS complex. Lineage: Eukaryota; Fungi; Basidiomycota; Agaricomycetes; Boletales; Serpulaceae. The transcript has a single exon. The record is from RefSeq and is a predicted model, not a curated record. Gene Ontology annotation, biological process: DNA replication; DNA strand elongation involved in mitotic DNA replication.